AUUGUCGUCUAUGAUGGCGUGACACCUAUGAGACUCCUGACGAUCUUUAUAGACGAACGCAUCCUUCACAUCUCAUCAGCCAGCCAAUCGUUCGAUUACGGGCGACCGCCUCUUGUUCGUUAUCGCGCUCUCUUCUCUUGGCUGUUUAUCUCUUUGGAAUCCUGUCCAGACUCGCCCUCAUUCGCCAAUCCUGUUCAUUUCUCCAUACAUCAACCAGGGCAAUCACGCGGUGUACACGUUGAACGACAAUCCCUGAACGGCUCACGUGCGACUCCAAGUCUGCCUCUGUUCUGCUCUCCCGUGGUACUGUGUUAUUAGUCCUCGACCGCGCCGAAUUCAGCGUCGCCGCCUCUGGGACUCCGCUCAAGGCGACACCCUCCCAGACACCGGGCCUCCCUGCGCAUGGAGCUGGAACCACCCUCCGAUGCCAACCCGACAAAACCGGAGCCUCCUGGCUAUGUGAAUCCCCUCGAAUCCAGCUCGCGCUGGUACCUGAACGCCCGAGCCCAAGUCAUUCGAUAUGCUGCCAGCGUCGGCUUCAGCAUCGCCAAUCGCACCGAGCCAACUGCCCCCGCGCCGACACGCGAAGUCUAUCUCGAUUCGACAAUCUCCAUGCACAAGGGUCGCGAGAAAAUCAAAGUCGAAGUCUGGGAGCCGCCCAAGGCGAGCGCGGGAGGCCGCGCUGCAGUGAUUAAUUUCCACGGAGGAGGAUGGAUUCUGGGGCAGGGAACAGACGACGCUCGCUGGGCCGCCGGUUUGAUGACGGACCUCGACGCUGUUGUCUUCACCGUCAACUAUCGUCUGGCGCCCUCCCAUCCAUUCCCCACGCCGGUGGAGGACUGCAUGGACGCAAUCUGUCAGAUUACACAGCGAGCUGACGAAUUCGGCAUCGACCCCUGCAAAAUCAUCUUGUCGGGCUUCUCCGCAGGUGCCACCAACACGCUGGCGUCGUGGCUCUGUCUGCACGAUCCUGAUCGCUUCGGGUACCACCUACCGUCCAAGCCACCCAAACUGGCUGGCCUCGUCAUGUUUUACCCAGUUCUCGAUUGGACCAUUACGAGACCGAUGAAGCGCCAGACGUGUGCGCGCCCCGACCUGACUCUACCAAAGGGGCUAACAGACCUCAUCGAUGCCUCAUAUGUGUACCCGCCUCUGCCUCGCGAGAAGCGGACCGAUCCUCGGUUAUCGCCAGGCCUCAUGCCCGAUUCCCUGCUCAAGGACAUACCACCGGUCCACCUCGUCGUAUGCGAAUAUGACAUGUUGUUGGCCGAAGGGAAAGCUUUUGCCAGGAGACUGAGCGUACUCGACAAACCAUUCACGUUUCGUCUUGUCGAAGGCGAGCAGCAUGGCUGGGACAAUCCACCGCCCAUGGCACCCAAGGAGAGCGUUCACGUGGAAUAUGGCGAAGCGAUCAACGCCAUCGCAUCCUGGCUUGGGACCAAGCGGGAGACCGACUCGGAGUCGAUGAAGUCGAUGAAGACGAAGCGACCUAUCCUCAAACGACCAUCAUAUCUGGCUUCCUUUAGGUCCAGAACCGCACGAUAGGGACAGACCCCCCAGGCCCCACCACGCGGAGACCGGUCAGAUGCCGUGUCGUUGCGCUAGACAUUCCUGUCGGCGCAUUGGCAUCUACUACCUCAACAAUAGUCUAUUCGAAGGCAUCAACGGUCAAGGCGGCAUGGUGGUUUGGGGGGGUGCGCGGGACGCGCGAUAUUUCGUGAUGCUAGAGAACAAUUAUAAUGAACAUCACGUCAUCAAAAGGGUAU
Molecule: messenger RNA, 1766 nt
Organism: Emericellopsis atlantica
Lineage: Eukaryota; Fungi; Ascomycota; Sordariomycetes; Hypocreales; Bionectriaceae
Product: Alpha/Beta hydrolase protein
Exons: 1
Coding region: 403-1545 (380 amino acids)
Molecular function (GO): hydrolase activity
Source: RefSeq, a predicted model, not a curated record